UAUAUAUGUAUUUGUAUAUAAAUGUAUUUCUGUUUGUGAACUAAGUGUAAAAAUUAUUUGAACAAAAUGUUGGAUGCGGCAGCUGUGUUUUUCACAAUAACAAUUCCCACGGCCAGCGAGGAGCAGCGCUUGAAGGAUGCCUACAGGCGGAAGAUGAAUCUGAAGGCGACAGAUGAGAAUGGAUCCAUGGGUCUCAUACGGAAUAGCACGGGCAUGGAGACUGGAAUUGAUACCGGAACGAGCACGCUAAUGAGCAUGUCAUUGUCGGCCUUUGACGAGCAGAGCCUCCGCCUGUUUGAGUCACCUGACGGGCGUGUGGGCGUGGCCGGGGCCGGGGCCGGUGCAGCUGGCGGGGGUGAGCCAACAUUCAAUUGCAGACGUCGCUUGCCAACACAGCUGACAGAUGUGUCGGAGCGUGCCGAGUUGCUGGACUUACCUUUGGAUUCAGCCAUGGAGCACGUGCUGCAGCAGCUAUUGCGUAAGUUUGAAAUAACAAAUGCGCUCUGGGUGCGUAGCCUAGAUGGUGCCAGCUACCAGAUCACCUUCACCCUGGAAUUUAACGAAAUCUACGAGAAUCUCUACGAUGCACUGCAGCACUGGGGCAUCGGCGAACGUGAGGGUUCCGCCGUGUCCGUCAUGAAUUGCAUCGCCUCGAAAACCUAUCAAAACAAUCCCAAACAAUCCGACAAGCAGCCGGCGGCGCACAGCGAUGGCAACAACAUUCAUAACGCCCACAAACAGGGCACCUGGAAUCGUUUCAUGAACUCUGUGCGCUCCAGACUGAACGUCGCCCAAGUUGUUAGAGAUGUCCGCCUGGACGCGGCCAUCACAUUUGACUUUUGCAUACUUCUUGUCUCAGCAGCCAUCUUGGCAUCUUUUGGACUAAUUGAGAACAGCACCAUAUUUCUGGCCUCCAGCAUGCUGAUCUCCCCAUUGAUGGGACCCAUUAUUGCGGCCAUUUUCGGCACGGUGAUCGAGGAGCGAUCUCUGUGGCGAUUGGGCAUGCGCAACGAGUUAAUUGGCAUACUGCUGGCCACCUUGGUGGGCUUUCUCUUUGGCCUUGUGGUCUGCACCACGGACAAGAAGUAUGGCAUUGGCGAGGGACUGACGGAGGAGAUGCUCUCCCGCUGUGAUCUGCACUCACUGGUCGUGGGCCUCUUCACGGCCAUACCGUCGGGAGCAGCAGCUGCCAUUGGCAUACUGGGCGGCAAUAUUGGUUCGCUGGUGGGCGUGGCCAUCUCUGCCUCGCUGCUGCCGCCAGCUGUCAAUUCAGGUCUCCUGUGGGCCUUGGCCUGCAUUUACAAGCUGUAUGAAAAGGACGAUACGCUCUAUGUAGAUGUGGUCAAGUCGCGCACCUACUCCGAGAAUCAGGCAACAGAACUGGCUAUCCUGGGCACAAUUAGCAUGUGUUUAACUCUAUCCAACAUCCUAUGCAUCUACCUGAUGGGCAUUCUGGUGCUGAAGGUGAAACAGAUUGCUCCAGUGAUUGGACGCAGCAAUCGUCAGUUCUGGAUGCACGACAUCAAGGUGCCGAGGGGUGACGCUGCUAUUAUCGACGAGCUGCUGGCAGAUCUCGCUAAAGAGGAUACCCAUGGCGAUAUUCUGCGCCAUCUGGACGAGGCUGCAUACCAGCACACCUGGUCGCCGCGCAGCAUACGACAUAGCUUCUCCAUGCAGCCGGGUGUGGCGACCAUUCAUCGCCUGGAACAGCUCUACACACAAUCCUUGACUAAGCCGCCAGAGAGGAGGCCCCCAACAAAUCAACCAACCAUUGAGAGGCGCCACACACUGCGCUUGCCGAAAACUGAUGAGAUUCCAGUGAAUCGUGCUCGCAUCUGCAGCAUGCCCUCACACAGAGUCUCACAGCCGGAGAGAAUUGAUUCCAGCACUCGCAUCAAUGUGCCAGUUGUUCCACGCUUCACAGUCACGCCCGCCGCAGAGGAGCUGCUAAAUCACUAGUUUAUACUACAUUUAA
This is a messenger RNA of Drosophila arizonae, 1975 nucleotides long. RefSeq lists its product as uncharacterized. NCBI's taxonomy places the organism in Eukaryota, Metazoa, Arthropoda, Insecta, Diptera, Drosophilidae. The record is from RefSeq and is a predicted model, not a curated record.